This is a messenger RNA of Plasmodium vivax (malaria parasite P. vivax), 3507 nucleotides long. RefSeq lists its product as hypothetical. Bases 1 to 3507 code for a protein of 1168 amino acids. The record is from RefSeq and is a predicted model, not a curated record. The transcript is spliced from 3 exons. NCBI's taxonomy places the organism in Eukaryota, Apicomplexa, Aconoidasida, Haemosporida, Plasmodiidae.
AUGGCGAAAUCUACAGACUUUAAAAACUUAUUUUUGCUGAAUUCAAUUCACUCGCUAAUUUUCCUGAUCUUUAUGGAAAUUUUUUUCUUCCUUUUGGAUGGAAUAAACACAUUUGAGUUUAUAAACAUCCAGGAGAGGAUAUCUCAAAUGAUAUGGUGCUCCUUCUUUGUCAUGCAGAUUGGAAUCUUAAAAGUAGCUGAGGUGUUUUCCAAAAAUGUAAAUGGGAAACAGAUUGUCAGUGUGCAUUACCUGUUCAUUAUAUACGUUUUUUUGUUUCCUCUUUCGUCUGCCCUUUUGCUUACGUCCGCCUUGUCCUGGUCGAAGACAGUUUAUUUCAUCUGUAUUUUGAGCCUCUCUACAUCUGUUAAAAUAAGAGGCCUACUAUUUAUCUGCACCGUUACGUUAAUCACCGGGUUCGUGCGCUUUUACACUAGCAUGCCAACGUUCCCCAUCGCGCUGUGUUUCACUCUCCUUCUGCUCGUUCAUAUUGUAGUAUGUUUCAUCGUCCACCUUGAGCUGUACACCGUAGCUAGCCAAAUAGCUUACAUUAAGAAGAGGCCGCUGCGUGCUUUGGACACCGUGGAGCCCUACUUCCAGGAGCUCGAGAAGAAGGCCAUCUUAAUAAGGAACAAUUUGAUAUACUGCCAGCAGAAUGAUAUCAGCGUGGAUAUACUAGGGAACAACCUGUUCGAGUACGAGGUGAACGACGGAAUCAAGAAGAUCAAAACGAUAGGCAAAAGCAAGGUAAGGCUGGACCCGCAUGGCGACGAGCUGACCAGUGUGCAGUGCGAGGCCCCCCUCGACGUGAGCGACGUCAACUGCUCCAGCGUUAACUACUCCAGCGUUAACAACUUUGGCAUCGGGGGAGGGAAGCAGAACCUGCGGGAUGAAAGUGCUUCUUCUUUGUUCCAAGGGGGGGAGGCAUUAUCGGGUGGCCGCAAAUCUAAGGAUAAGACAAGGGUAGGCAAAAGGAAGGGCAAAAUGAAGGGCAAAAGAACAGUACAUCCUUCGGAGGAGUCCCCUCAGGGGAACACCCCAGGGGGAGAGCAAAGGGGGGUAGCUGAUAUUCAAAGACCAAAUAGAACAAAAAGUGUAGGCAAAAAUGAUCACCUGGGAAGUGACUUACCCCAGGUGAAGCACCUCCCCUCGCGAAGACACCAAAGUGGACUCUCAAAAAGGAACCUAUCAAAUUUGAACAGCUCAAAAGGAAGAGCAUUAGGAGAGAAAUUGGACAGGACGCAGCCUCAAUAUUAUGGAGAGACAUACAAAAAGGAGAUGGUCCAGAGGCACUUCAGCUUGCUUCGAAGUGGGCUGGGGAAAUUUCAUAGGAGAAGAAAUAUUAUACUCUCUGAAGAAUUGAAAAAAAAAAUUACGUACAUAUAUUUUGACCGAGAGGGAAAGGUUAAGCGGUCCCAAAUUAUUCCCCUGUAUGUGCUGGAGAGACACAACUUGAGUGGCAUCUCGAGUUACCUGAGGAGCGAGAACACGUCAUCCCGAAAUGGGCACCACUAUAAGAUGCGCGCCCUGCUGAAGGAAUACCCGGGGCUGAAGAUUGGCACCCCCACCCCCAGCAGCAACGGUAGCAGUAACCGCAGAAACCGCAGCAGCAGUGAGGGAGGCACACUUCGCAUGUUCAACUCCGAUGUGCUGGAAUCAGAGGGGAAGAGGAACGUCUCUAAUCAUAGUCAUGGCUUCUGCGCAUCGGUGGGAGGGUCCAGCAAAAAGGGGGAUCACAGUCAAGUGGCGGGCCGGGGCCGCAAGAGUGCCAGGCUGUUUUACCUCAUCCCAGCAGUUAAGGCAGAGGGAGGUGGAGCGAAACGGAAGAAAGACCCAAAUUUUGAGGCGAAGAAAAAGGUGAACCACCCUUCUCACCCCCAAUCUGCUGACAGGAGCGAUGGUGGAAGUACCACCCCUGUGAAGGACAAGUCCCUAUUUCAUGUAAACACAUCGAUGAGAAAAGACAGAUGUGUCAUCCAGCUGCAGGAGUCAAGUGAUGGUAGCCUGUCUGCUUCGCACAACGCAUUUUACAUCGACGACGUGGUGGAUGGCUCCUCCGGCACGGAGAUGGGGACGCAUAGCGGGGAUGGCACUGCGAGGUGUGGAACAUCUGAUGAGAGCGUUCAAGAGGGAUGGAGGAACGGGCGGGGUGAUGCGGUCAACAUGGAGGAUGCGGGAGACGCAAUCGGCGCGGUUUACCGGGUUAGAGCGACCGGGGGGGGAUGCGGAGAGGCCCACCGCCCAGCCGAACGGCCAAACGGAGCGCACCAAAUGGAGAAGAAAAAAAGCAACUGCUAUUACGGGGCAAAACUAUCACUGAAAAGGAGGAAGAAGAAAAAGGAAAGCCACCCCGAGGUGACAUUUCGAAGGGAAUUUCUCCUCCAAUUUUAUGAUGUCAUUUCGACGGAUGGUGCGAGCGAACUGUACGGAGUGAAUAAGCAGAGGUGUCACCAUUGGAAGGGGCUUCUCCAUUUUGUGAAUCCGCUGGGGGGUCUUUUCAGGGUGGCAAAGUGGGGGGUUGCAAGGUGGGGAAGCGCAACGUGGGGAGGUGCCACAUGGGGAGGUGCCACGUGGGGAAGAGGCGGGAAAUACUGGGCGCAGUACAACGAGGCGUUUGCCGCCGCAGAGUGGAGACAGAACAUUAGGGACAGCGAGCUGGAGUACAUCCUAAAAUAUAAGAGCUUCACCAAGUGGUACGGAUACUGGGUGAGGAGCGUGCUGUUCCGUCACUACAAGAGCACCCACCUGUUUGUCCUGCUUCUCUUAUUGCUAAACGUGCUCACGGUGUUUCUUCAGAUGGAGUUGUUUUCCCUGCUAGUCAGAGCCGACCAUGGGGGGGUGAGCUCGCCUAACCCCUUUUACAGGGACAAGCCACCACUCAUGAGGGCCAAGUUUACCCUAAGCAACACCAUCGACGAGAGCAUUUUUCGUCGAUUCCUUUGGGUGAGGAUACCCAUGCAGGUUGCCUUAAAUGUGCUGCUAAUGUUGCCCUCCUUUGUGGUGAAGAGUUACAGACAGGUAAGUUGGCUGAACGUGUGCUCCACGCUGAACUGCCUCGUCAACAUUUUCUUCGGGGCAGUGGACAUUUCCUAUUCACUCAACAGUAGGGUAUAUAACAUGGAGGAGCUUUACCCUUUGCUAAAUUACUAUAACGUGUUUGACCUCUUUCUGGUUGGGAAGCUAACGAUGAGCAUCUUUCUAAUCCCCUUUGUCACAAAUUUUAAUGAUUCCAAGACGGGUGCUUUGGUUUGUCUCAGCUGCGUCUGCUACAUUGCCACGUUUUACAGCGCCUUCAGUCCCUUUUCCUUCUCCAUCAAGCUGAUGUACAUCACCAACUUUGUGCUCCUCAUCGCGACGGCCGCGUCGACGGUGUAUUAUUCGGGGCUGAUCGCCAAAUCGCGCAAGAUGCUCUUCGUCAAGUACGUGCUGCCCUACUUCAUAUACCUCACCUUCCUGAACACGGACCCGAGCAUCCAGAUGGAGAUGAAGGAAAAGCGGCGGGCAGGCUAG